Molecule: messenger RNA, 1161 nt
Organism: Papilio polytes (common Mormon)
Lineage: Eukaryota; Metazoa; Arthropoda; Insecta; Lepidoptera; Papilionidae
Product: mitochondrial ribosome-associated GTPase 2
Exons: 6
Coding region: 37-1131 (364 amino acids)
Cellular component (GO): mitochondrion
Molecular function (GO): GTP binding; magnesium ion binding; GTPase activity
Source: RefSeq, a predicted model, not a curated record
AAUAGUAAACAAUGAAAAUAUAACCUGUAAUAAAAAAUGAGACUAAUCAAUUUAUUAAAAACUUUGAAAAUAAGUUACACACAAACGAUACGCACUUAUACGGAUUAUACUCCAAAAGCGUUGCGUAGUUUGAAGCCAAAAUCCAACAGGCAGUAUGUACAAUAUUACGUGGACUCGUGCAGAGUCCGAGCAGUCGGAGGGAAUGGUGGCGAUGGUUGUAUAUCUUUCUUAAGUGCCUGGUGCAAGGAGCACGCGGGACCUGACGGCGGAGACGGCGGUCAUGGCGGACAUGUUAUAUUUCAGGCAUCACACACAGUAAAGAGUUUAAACCACUGCAGAUCUGUGGUGCAAGCUAAACAUGGUGGUCGUGGAGACAAUAAGGACUGUACAGGGAAGAACGCACAACAUGUAGUCAUACCAGUACCCUUAGGUACUAUAGUAAAAGACCCUCAAGGUCGUGUGCUUGGUGACCUGGAGUUGGAGGGGACGAUGUUUGUGGCUGCGCGCGGCGGCGCGGGGGGCAGGGGGAACAAGUUCUUCCUUACUUCUACACAACAAGCGCCGGAUAUCGCGGAGCUGGGCGCGGCGGGGGAGACGUGCGUGUACUCGCUGGAGGUGCGCUCCAUGGCCCACGUGGGGCUCGUGGGCUUCCCCAACGCCGGCAAGAGCACGCUGCUGCGAGCCGUCAGCAGGGCGCGCCCCGCCGUCGCGCCCUACCCCUUCACUACCAAACAACCGCAUAUUGGUAUGGUUUUAUAUGACGACUACGAGCAAGUGGCUAUCGCAGACUUGCCCGGCCUCAUUCCCGGAUCACAUAAGAACUAUGGAUUAGGUAUCCAAUUCCUUCAACAUUUAGAGAGAUGUCGAGGUCUGAUUUACUUAUUAGAUGGGGCAUCGGAUGCUCUUCAGCAGCUCCUGACCCUGCAGCAUGAGGUCCGGCAGUACAGCGCCGAGCUGGCCUCCAGGCCCAGUCUGCUCGUCCUCAACAAGAUGGACUUGGAGUCAGGACAGAAGAUGUACAAAGACUUGAAGAGAAGGCCCGAGAAAUUGUUAGGAAUUUCAGCAAAAACUGGACAAAAUGUUAAUGAGUUAUUAAAAUCUAUUAGAAAUAUGUAUGAUAAUAAUAUGUAGAUUGUUAAAUAAAUAAAUAAAUAAGUAAAA